AUGUGGCUCGGCGCCGGGAUUGGCUACUAUCGCUCGGGCAAUCCAAUCGCCGCCGAGGCAUGCCUCAACGAAAGCAACGUCUGCAACCCUCUGAACCCGCGCACGUGGGCCUUUCUCGCCCUUUUGUGCAUGCGAACGAACCCGGAGCAGGUGGGGAUGCUGUUCGAGCAGACCCAGCGCCAUGGCCUAUCCGAUGCCGUCCUAUGGGCGGAGCUGGGGUGCGAGAUGCUCAUCACGAUAAACAAGCCAACCUGGAGCUUGAAGUGCCUGCAGCGCGCACUGAGUGGCAAGGCAAUUCCACACCGCGGGACGAUUCACACGGACGAGGCGGAAGAAACCCCAUCCAGCUCCCCCGCGCCGCGAGACUUGAACCAGGGGGAGGGAAUCACCAUAGACGACUCCAAAAGCACUGAGGCGUUGGGGUCGAUCCGAAAUGUAUCGGGCAAUGAUACUUACACCUCAGGGACAAUGCAAGGCUCGUCCGUAUUGCCCCCAUCUAUGACCAACAUCUGCUUGUACUACCUUUCGCAUGCGCUGCUACGUUUAAACCGCGUAGAAGAGGCACGCAAGGCACUCACCAGGGUAAUUCGCGACUCGACAAAUGAUGUUCUCAAAGCAAAGGCAGAGGUGGAUCUAAAACACUGUGUAUAA
This is a messenger RNA of Phytomonas sp. Hart1, 651 nucleotides long. NCBI's taxonomy places the organism in Eukaryota, Euglenozoa, Kinetoplastea, Trypanosomatida, Trypanosomatidae. The record is from the annotation of a GenBank genome assembly.